Messenger RNA from Suillus paluster, 174 nucleotides. RefSeq lists its product as uncharacterized. The transcript has a single exon. The annotation marks the transcript as partial. NCBI's taxonomy places the organism in Eukaryota, Fungi, Basidiomycota, Agaricomycetes, Boletales, Suillaceae. The record is from RefSeq and is a predicted model, not a curated record.
CUUGCAUAUGUCGAGUGGUUCACACCAUUUCUGCCAGCUCCAGACCGCAAUAGCGGACUAUAUAAACUCUCGCGAUCACUGCGUGGUGGUGAGACCAUGGCUAGUAUUGUGUCAGUUGCUGAUAUUGAGCGCAGUGUUCAUCUUAUACUGAGGUUUGGUGUUAUGGCCCCAUGA